Molecule: messenger RNA, 1350 nt
Organism: Acanthosepion pharaonis
Lineage: Eukaryota; Metazoa; Mollusca; Cephalopoda; Sepiida; Sepiidae
Source: the annotation of a GenBank genome assembly
AUGAUUUUCUUUCUUUCUUUCUUUCUUUCUUUCUUUCUUUCUUUCUUUCUUUCUUUUUUGUUUAAAGUAGGUGAUCCUGGCUUUCUUCUUUCUUUCUUUCCUUCUUUCUUUCUUUCUUUCUUUCUUUCUUCUUCGUCUUCUUCAGGAAGUGCGCGAUCAUGGUUUUCUUUCUUUCUUCUUAUUCUUCUGCAGGAAAGAGUGGGCGAUCCUGGCUUCCUUCAAUUUUUUUCUUUUUUUCUUUUUUGUUUGUUUGUUUUUCUUCUUCUUCUUCUUCUUCUUCUUAUUAUUAUUAUUAUUAUUUUCCUUCUUCAGGAAGUGCGCGAUCAUGGCUCUCUUUCUUUCUUUCUUCUUCUUCUUCUACAGGAAGUGGGCGAUCAUGUCUUACUUCUUUGUUUGUUUCUUCUUCAGGUUAUAGGCGAUCAUCGUUUUCUUUCUUCUUUCUUUCUUUCUAUCUUUCUUCUUCUUCAGGAAGUGAACGAUGCUGCUUUCUUCUUUCUUUCUUUCUUUUUUCUUCUCCUUCAUCUUCAGGAAAUGCGCGAUCACCGCUUUCAUUCUUUCUUUCUUUCUUUCUUCUUCUUCUUCUACAGGAAGCGAUCAUCGUUUUCUUUCUUCUUUCUUUCUUUCUAUCUUUCUUCUUCUUCAGGAAGUGAACGAUGCUGUUUUCUUCUUUCUUUCUUUCUUUUUUCUUCUCCUUCAUCUUCAGGAAAUGCGCGAUCACCGCUUUCAUUCUUUCUUUAUUUAUUUCUUCUUCUUCUUCUACAGGAAGUGGGCGAUCAUGGCUUACUUCUUUGUUUGUUUCUUCUUCAGGUUAUAGGCGAUCAUCGUUUUCUUUUUUCUUUCUUUCUUUCUAUCUUUCUUCUUCUUCAGGAAGUGAACGAUGCUGCUUUCUUCUUUCUUUCUUUCUUUCUUUUUUCUUCUCCUUCAUCUUCAGGAAAUGCGCGAUCACCGCUUUCAUUCUUUCUUUAUUUAUUUCUUCUUCUUCUUCUACAGGAAGUGGGCGAUCAUGGCUUACUUCUUUGUUUGUUUCUUCUUCAGGUUAUAGGCGAUCAUCGUUUUCUUUCUUCUUUCUUUCUUUCUAUCUUUCUUCUUCUUCAGGAAGUGAACGAUGCUGCUUUCUUCUUUCUUUCUUUCUUUUUUCUUCUUCAUCUUCAGGAAAUGCGCGAUCACCGCUUUCAUUCUUUCUUUAUUUUUAUUUCUUCUUCUUCUUCUACAGGAAGUGGGCGAUCAUGGCUUACUUCUUUCUUUCUUUGUCUCUGUUUUUUUUUUUUUCUUUCUUCUUCGGGAAGUAGGCGUCCAUGGCUUUCUUCUUUCUUUCUUUCUUUCUUUCUUUUUUUCAUCUUCAGGAAGUGA